CAAAAGAAGCUCGACGAUCAUCAGGUGAUGUGAACUCAACCAACUCCUCCAUUCAGCCGAUUCAACUUAUUUUGCAGACUCUUCUUAACGACUCCAGCCGACGAGUUAAUUGUCAAAAUCAGGAAAAAACCCGCUCCAAACACAAAGCAUCAUGGGGCGGAAGAAAAUACAGAUCUCUCGGAUUCUUGACCAGCGAAACCGACAGGUGACAUUUACCAAGCGCAAAUUUGGUCUGAUGAAAAAGGCCUACGAGCUGAGCGUGUUGUGCGACUGCGAGAUCGCUCUUAUCAUCUUCAACAGCACUAACCGUCUUUUCCAGUACGCCAGCACCGAUAUGGACAAAGUGCUGUUAAAGUACACCGAAUACAGCGAACCUCACGAGAGCCGCACAAACACUGACAUACUGGAGACUUUGAGAAGGAAAGGAAUGGGGCUGGAUAAUUCAGAGCUCGAUCAGGAAGACAGUGUGACGAUGGGAACGGAGAAAUACCACGACAGCAUGGACCUCUCCAUCGCUCGCCAACGUUACUAUGCUCCUUCGCUCUUGCCUUCGGAAGUGAUGGGUGCAAGUACCGAAAACGGCUACAGCAACUCCUCCAAUCCAAACCUUGGUUCACAUCGGACUCCGUCCUACAAACCUUUGUGUACCAGACCGGGCUCAACCGGUUCUGUCAGCUCCAACUCCCAUCCGGCUCUCAUGGGACCACAUGCAGGUCUGGGCUACUCGAUGUUCUCUCAUGGCAACCUGAGCAGGGCCUUGGAGAUGAAGACUCCGCCCCCUCUGAAUAUGGCCAAUGAUGGACGGCGCAUCGACGCUCACGGUGGACUCUGUGGAACCCGCAGUAAUCUGGCCAAUGCUGUGAGAGAGUCUACAAAAAGAGUACUCUAUCAGAGUAUGCAUGCUGGGGGCCACAUGAUGGCGAUGGGGAAGACAGGCUUACUCGGGCACAGUCUGGGCAACUACGGGGCUUCAGAAUACAGCAACCCCAGUUACACCGUGGGUUAUCAGCGCAAUUCUAUGAAUACCUGGCAACCUUUGUCUCAUCAGGACACCCACCAGUCCAUGAUCAGCCCUGGGAUGGCAUCAGGAGGAAACUGUUCUUACCCGUCCCAGUGCUCCUCCCCUUCCUCACCGCCACACCCCUCCCUCAACCUGAGCAUCAAAUCAGAGCGCACCUCUCCUGAGCACAUGCUCUCGGCCACGCCCCCCAGCCGUCACAUGCUGCAGCACUCACCAAUGGAAGAGCCCAAGGCCACCAGCUGCCCUCCGUCAGAGGAAUACUCCGCUGUGGAGAGGGACGAGAUGCAGAAGAGCGGUUACUCCGGCCAGCAUGGCCCAAACAGAGAACCUGGAGAGGGGAAGAGCCACCAGCCUCUGAAGCAACCUGACGCCAAUAAUGGAUGGAUAAGAUAAUCUCCACAACCGUUUCUUUUCAUUUCUUAAAGGAACAGUACACCCAGUAAUUCAAAUUUGCUGAACAUUUACUCACCCUCAGACAAUGCAGUAUGUAGGCUAGACGAGUUGUUUUCUUCAUCAGAACAGAUUUGGAGAAAUUCAUGAUGGUGAAUGGGUGCCGUCAGAAUGAGAGUCCAAACAGCUGAUAAAAACAUCUCAGUAAUGCACACGACUUGAGUUUAUCAACUAACAUUUUGUAAAGUGAAAAGCUGCUAGUUUGUUUACUAAAUACAUAACUUAAAAACAGUGCUUCUGGCCAAAAUAUAAGUCUGUAAUCCAUAACAAUGCUUCCUCCAGUGAAAAAGUCCAUCUCCUGCUGUCUUUUUACAUGAGAAUCCACUGAUUUCUUUACAACUGAUUUGGACUGUUUUCACUUGUAAACGAAGCUUUAUCUGGGCAUAAUUGUCUCCUGAUUCAGACGAGGCAACAGUGGAGAAAGCAAUAUUAUGGUUAGAGAGACUGGUAUUUUAGCCAGAAGCAACGGUUUGAAAUUAAAAACUUCUUGUUAGAUUUGUUUAGAAACAUGCAGCUUUUCACUUCACAAGAUGUUAGUUGAUAAACUCGAGUUGUGUGCAUUACUGAGAUGUUUUUAUCAGCUGUUUGGAGAAUCAUUCUGACGGCACCCAUUCACUGCUGAUGAUCCAUUGGUGAGCAAGUGAUUUACUGCUAAAUUUCUACAACAUGCAUCAUAUUCCUCAUUAAUAUUAAAUUCUUCACGUUCAAAUACACACAAACAUGAAUCUUGUUUUUAUUAAUCAAUUAUUAUUAUUUUUAUUUUGUAUUAAUACCAUCACUUCACCAGAGCAGCAUUCACAUCAGUGCUGACCCUGUUUAGAAAUGUGAUUCCUCAUUUUCCUCACAUAGUGUAAAUUACUGUAGAGUUCAUGUAAAUGAUCUUCACUCAGGACAGACCGCUUUUCUACUUUCACACCAAAGGGUUUUUAAUAAGAAAAAAGAAAAGAAAACGAUGUUGUCUUGAUUAUUCGUCAAAUUAAUUUGCAUUAUUUCUGGCAUUACUUAUACAUUAUGUAAUAUUUUAAUUUCUUAGCUUAUGGUUUUCACUUGUGCUUGCCUUAUCAGUUUGUGUGAAUGAUGCAUAUACCAUCAUGUCUCUUCCUGAAGUAUUGUCAGUUGAAGUUUGUUACAAUGGCCACAAGAGGGCACAUAAACAUAUCAUGCAUCCGAAUGCUUCUUGUUGACAUGACAUUGUAACCUAACCUUUAUUUUAUAAUGAAUAAAUAAACGCAUUUGUACAUCUUGA
Molecule: messenger RNA, 2717 nt
Organism: Carassius auratus (goldfish)
Lineage: Eukaryota; Metazoa; Chordata; Actinopteri; Cypriniformes; Cyprinidae
Product: myocyte-specific enhancer factor 2B
Exons: 9
Coding region: 152-1414 (420 amino acids)
Biological process (GO): cell differentiation; heart development; positive regulation of transcription by RNA polymerase II
Molecular function (GO): histone deacetylase binding; DNA-binding transcription factor activity, RNA polymerase II-specific; protein dimerization activity
Source: RefSeq, a predicted model, not a curated record